This is a messenger RNA of Carassius auratus (goldfish), 1605 nucleotides long. RefSeq names its product GTPase IMAP family member 8. NCBI's taxonomy places the organism in Eukaryota, Metazoa, Chordata, Actinopteri, Cypriniformes, Cyprinidae. The annotation marks the transcript as partial. The transcript is spliced from 4 exons. The record is from RefSeq and is a predicted model, not a curated record. Gene Ontology annotation, molecular function: GTP binding.
AUGACUUUUGAUAGAGUGAAGGAGCACCUUCGACUUAUUCUGGUCGGCCUUCAGGGAGUUGGGAAAAGUGCAGCAGGAAACACCAUUCUGGGCCAAGAAGAGUUUCACUCAGACCUCAGCGCCACUUCUCUCACAUCCACAAGUGAACGGAGGGAUGCUGUUGUCUGUGGGAGGAAAGUGACUGUUGUAGACACUCCUGGCUUAUUAAACUGUGAUGCUUCUAAUACAGAUGUAGAGCUGGAGAGAGCCUUGACCCUGUGUGAACCCGGACCACACGCUUUUCUCCUCGUUAUUCAGUUGGGCCGCUUCACUGAGCAAGAAAGACAUGUGAUGGACAUACUCCAGAAUAUGUUGUGCUCAAAUGUCAGUUUAUUCACAAUAGUACUUUUUACAUAUGGAGACAAACUUAAGAAUAAAAGUGCAGACCAGAUUGUAGGGGAGGAUAAAAACCUGCAGAAACUCAUCCAAAAAUGUGGAUCACAGUAUCAUGUGUUUAAUAAUAAUGACAGAGAAAACACAAAUCAGGUUAGGGAGCUCAUUGAGAAAGUGGAAAGUCAGUUGGGGAAGAGAAACAAAAAAUAUUAUGUUAGGAAAAACAAGGAGCAGGGAAAGUCCUGGAAUAGAUGGCACUUCUACUUUGCUGCUGCUGCGACUGCGACUGCUGCUGCUGCUGCAGCUCUGUUUAUGCAUGCAGCAUUUGCCAAGACACAAACACAGAGUCAAAUCCCAGAGUGUUUUCCAAGUGCCCCAUCUGAUGAGAUAAUAAAGGUGGAAGCAGAUGAGACUCAAAUGCCAGAGCAGCGGGAUCCAUGUGAAGAGCUCAGGAUUAUUCUCUUGGGAAAGACUGGAGUUGGAAAAAGUGCUGCUGGAAACACAAUUCUUGGUGAAAAGUUUUUUAAAGUGAAUUUGUCAUCAUCGUCUGUGACAAAGGUUUGCUGGAAAGCUACAAAGAAUGUUAACCGCACAAAGGUUGCUGUUAUUGACACACCAGGACUGUUUGACCCCAGCUUUACCAUCGAGGAGAUGGUCAGCAGAAUUAAGCUGUGUAUUCCCCUUUCUACUCCCGGUCCACACAUCUUCUUGCUGGUGCUUCAGCCUGGUCGGUUCACAAAAGAGGACAGAGACACAGUGGACAUCUUUCUCAAAAUCUUUGGAGAAGAUGCAAAUAAGCAUGCCAUGAUUUUGUUUACACAUGGAGACAAGUUUGAGGGAAGAAAUAUCCAAGAGUUUGUUGCUGACAAUCCUGAUUUGAAGAUACUCUUCAAGAAAUGCCAGAAGCGAUAUCAUGUUUUUAAUAAUGAGUCCAAAGAUACCAUGCAGGUUGAUCAACUUUUUGAAAAAAUGUACAAGAUCAUUUCUGAGAAUGGGGGAUGUUUUUAUACCAGUGAAAUGCUAGAGAAGGCAGAGAUUGCAAUUCAAGAGGGAAAACAGCUAAUUUUAAUGGAAAAUGAAGAGCAGAGAAGCAGAGAACUGGAGGAUCUGAAAAUCAGAUAUGAAGCAGAGGCUCUCGAACAGGCCAUAACAGAGCUGUGGGAAAGAAAAGAGAAGGAGGCGAGAGAGAAAGCAGAAAGAAACAAUACAUAUCUCACACAUCCAACUAUUGCA